AUGCACUUCGCGGCAAAACAACGCACGCGCACGACACGCUCUGUCGAGCGUCUUCCAAAGAUGGCGGGCGUCCCCGAUCCGCUGGAAGAUAUGCUGUAUUCUGAAGUGGACGAAAAAGCCGUCAGUGACCUCGUGGGUUCGUUAGAGUCGGAGCUGGGCGGGCAGAGUAAGGGCCACAGCGAGGCGCGGAGGUCCGGAGCGCACGAGAGCGGAAACAGCAACUUAGGAAAAGCCCAAGCGGGAACCGCAUUGGAGGCGCGAGCGGCAGGACUGCCCAGAGUGGAGGUAAAGCAGGAGAACGGCUCCGAGAGGACACCGAGACACAACUCCGAGCCGGUCCCUGCCGCUGGCAACGCCGGCGCGCUGAUGGCGACCAACCGAGUGCAGCCAAACAGCACGUUAGUACCAAAGCCCGCUGUGCCGGGACUCGCAACUUCUCCCAACUGUUCAAGUGACGCAGCAGUUGUAGCAUCCUCAUCCUCCUCAUCCUCAUCCUCCUCAUCCUCAGCUACCGAUACUCUCCCCAGCACAAAUCACAUCGCUUCACCUGUCCGUGCCGUGUCCUCCAGAGCCCAGGUUGGUGAGAAUGGCAGCAGUGCCACUGGACCUCUGUCCUCUCCUGCUCCCACUCCUGGUGUGAACGGUGCUGUCAUUGCCUCUGCCUCUGCCUCUGGCACCACCAACAGCAGCACAUCCACUUCCAAAGGCACUAAUGGUACUUUUCUUGCUCCUAAUCAUAUACUGUCUCAGCCUGCAAGUCUAUCAACUACCCAAGCAGUCCCUGCUGGUGCCCUGCACCGACCUUCCAACAUCACGUCCAAUCCUAGUGACCCUAAACUUACAGCGCCCGUAAGCGUCGCCUCUGUCCCGGCCUCUACGCUGCCCACCUCCAGUGCGAGUUUGAUCAAAACGAACCCUCAAACCCAGAUUAAAACUAUUGUCCCGAAUCAGCUCGCUGGUUCGUCUGUAACCGUACGGCCUCCUGUAACCGUGCACUCGGGUGCCGUGAGUUCCCCGGUUCCUGUCGCCAGCACCCCGUCGGUACUGGUGAAACAAGAAGCAGGUCUGACAGCGCAGGCUGCUGGGAUGCUAAGACCUGCUGCUCCGUCUCCAGCAGCGAGCACCGUGCCUGUACGACCUGGGGUUCCUGCGGCACCUGCUCCCAGAGCGGUGGUGCCUCAGCUUACAGUCAGACCUCAACAGCAGACCACGAUUCAGUUACCACCAGGAUUCACUAUACCACAAGGAAUGGUGCUUGUCCGGACCGAAGCAGGCCAGUUGGUGUUGGUUCCUCAGCAGGUUCUGGCCCAGGCGAAGGCUCAGAAUCAGACGAAAGCGGCUUUGUCUCCUACGCCUGCGACGACCACAACCGGCGCUACCAUCCGAGUCACCACAUCUGUGCCGCAAUCGCCAGUGACCUCCCAAGCCAUCCGACCGAUUUCUCCUGCACAGGCUAAAGUGGUCCAGGCAGCCAGUCCUGCUAGCCCUGCUCUACAGAAAACCCCUUUGGUGACAGCGAGCGCUGCUCAGAAGCCCAGCGGCCCCACUGUGAUCACAACCGGAGCUCGUGUUCAAGUUCCAAAUCAGACGCUCCUGAAACCCUCACCCACUGUCACGGCACCUGCUGCACCCACCACAGGAAUCACCGGCCUCUCUCAGGAAAUGCAAGAGAAUGUGAAGAAAUGCAAGAAUUUCUUAGCAACGUUGAUCAAACUGGCAUCCCAUAAUUCCCCCUCUCCGGAAACCUCAAAGAACGUGAAGGCGCUCGUGCAGGACCUGCUGGAUGCCAAAAUUGAGCCUGAAGAAUUUACAAAUCGUCUGCAGACGGAGCUGAAGUCGUCUCCUCAGCCCUACCUCAUCCCCUUUCUGAAGAAAAGCUUGCCUGCUCUGCGGAUGACGCUGUUGAACUCGCAGCAGUCUCUGACCCAGCUCGCUCAAACCUCCUCCAGCUCUCUGACUGUGAGUGCAAUCAAGGCUCCACCCCCACGCUCCCUCACCACCACGGUGCCUGCUGUCCGCCCCACCGGUGCACAGGACCAAGCCUCCCUAAUGGCUGUGAAGAGGACAGGACCACAGACAGGUCCAGUUCGGAUGCCCGUGGUGAUCACCCAGUCGGUCCGGCCUCAAGGCGCUGUGGUGAGAGGGCCAGUGGUACAGGUGAGAGGUCCAGUGGGCAUCGCCAUCCAGGCUUCAGCCAAUCAGAAACAGAAGCUGAAUGACCCAGGAGGUGGAACUUUCAGGGAUGAUGAUGACAUCAAUGACGUGGCGUCCAUGGCGGGCGUGAACCUGAACGAAGAGAAUGCUCGUAUAUUAGCCACGGGCUCUGAGCUGGUGGGCACGCAGAUCCGCUCCUGCAAAGACGAGGCAUUCCUGCCAGCUAAUGUGCUCCACAAGCGCAUCCUCGAGAUCGCACGUGGGUUCGGUGUAACCGAGGUGAUGGCAGACGUGGUGAGUUUGGUGUCCCACGCCACCGAGGCCAGACUCCGUUCCACGCUGGAAAACGUCUCUGCUCUCGCACGACACCGCACAGAAUCCAGCAGGGAUGAAGAGCACCACGAGCAGACGUCAGACGUGAGGGCACAGCUGAAGUUCUUCGAGCAGCUGGAGAGGCUGGAGAAACAGCGCAAAGACGACGAGGAGAGAGAGAUCCUGCUGAAAGUGGCCAAAAGUCGCUCCAGGCAAGAAGACCCUGAGCAGGCUCGGCUAAAGCAGAAAGCUAAAGAGAUGCAGCAGCAGGAACUGGCACAAAUGAGACAGCGAGAUGCGAACCUCACUGCACUCGCCGCUAUAGGGCCACGCAAAAAACGUAAACCGGACUCUCCCGGGGCUUCUGGAGCAGAGGCAUCAGGAAGCUCCUCAGGCUCAGCCGGCGCCUCCUCGUCCUCCGCUCGGCAGGUGAGGCAGCGGAUAACGCGGGUCAACCUCAGGGACUUGAUCUUCUGCCUGGAGCAGGAGCGCUCCACGGCCCACUCGCUGCUGCUCUACAAGGCUCUGCUCAAGUAGAACCUGGUCCAGGCUGGAACUGCGCCUCCAUUUCUCCUCUUCCGGUGCGCAGGGUGUAAACAGCGGUCCAUCUCUGCGCUCGAACCCCAACCCUUCGCACCAUCAUUUGAUUUGCAAGGUCUUUUUCUUCCCAUGCCUCAUGCGUCUUUCUUUGUGCCUUCAGGCAAAGCUGGGACAUAAUCACUAAGAUCCUGUCUUUGCUUUAAGAGGAAUGUAUGAGGUUUUCAUGCUCCAAACACGCCUAUAUAUUCAGGAAGUGAAUGAAAGCCAUGAAGAAAGAGAAAGUCAUGGGUAAAAGCAGCAUUUAUUUCCUGUUACUGUUUAAUGCCGUCUGGGUGUUUGGUACAGGAGCCAGCAUAUAGGAAAAAACAAAACAAAAAAAAAACAUUUUUGACUUUUUUUUUUUGUGAAAGAUUUGAAUCUGUUUUGAUUUUAUGUUCAAGGAUAAAUUUCCCUUGGUGGUAUCAAGCGUGAUGGGACUCGAAGCUCAGUUUUUAACUUAAAUGCCUCAUUUGCAAUAUGGACACUGGAAGUGUGAAUGUAUAGUUUUUGGGGAUUUUUUUUUUUAAACAGUCUAACAAAUUCUUAAAUAUUUUAAUAACUUAUGACUUUUAUACCUCCAGUACAUACAUGGUUUGUUUAGAUCUGGAUUUUGUUUCAGUAAAAUUAUGCAAAUGAAGGAUCUGUGCUGUCCUUCAUCCUGUCACAUGCCGUUUUGUAAUUCAGAGACAGUAUUUUCUCACGCUCCUCCUUGUGUGUGUGUGUGUGUGUGUGUGUGUGUGUGUGUGUGUGUGAGAGUGAGUGAGAGAGAGAUGAAUGAGGAGGUGAUGGUUAAAUGUGCUGUGAAGAAUUAUGGUGUAGGAAGUGGCAUGAUGCCAUCUGUACUGAGAAGGCUGCCAUAAAUUCAUCCAAAAACGAUGACGCGUGAAAAUGAUUUUUUUUUUUUUUCAUGCUGCUUGAUGAAACCAUCUCCCUCAUCAAAUAAACUGCAGACGUAGAUCACGGCAUAGCAGGUGAUUACGAUUUGAUCUCCUCCUUUAAUCAGCCUUGCACUGGAAUUUUAAAAAAAUCCUAUUAUUGAUCAGAUAUAAAUAAUAAGGCCAUGUAGAUAAAUCCAGCAUUUCACUGACUGCUUUUGAUUUCUUUCAGAAUAAUUUAAGUGCGGUUUUAAGCUCCCUAGCAGGACACGUAGUGGGCAUGAAGUUUUUAUUAGCCUUGUCUUUGCCUUCACAAACAGUAAGCCGUUAUGCAGACAUUGGUUCAGAUGAACAUGGCCUCCGAUUCCGCUCAGUCCUCUGCAGUGAGGCUGAGGAUUGAAUUCUGUACCUGCACACGACGGAGCUCAGACAAGCGGAGUGUUUCUGGGGAGAGGGUCAGGGCUUUUGAUUAUUUGUAUGUUGUAUUGUCUAUAAAGACCAUAUAUCUAUUGUAAACUCUAUAUUUUUUGGUAAAUUUAACGAUUUUUAAAUGUUUGGCUGGUUUGAAAAAAAAGUGUUCAUCUCUAUAAAAUUUGUACUAUUUUGUAAAAGAAUAAAGUUGCUUACUU
Neoarius graeffei (lesser salmon catfish) is the source of this 4549-nucleotide messenger RNA. It is a transcript of the gene taf4l, whose product is annotated as transcription initiation factor TFIID subunit 4. NCBI's taxonomy places the organism in Eukaryota, Metazoa, Chordata, Actinopteri, Siluriformes, Ariidae. The transcript is spliced from 15 exons. Gene Ontology annotation, molecular function: protein heterodimerization activity; RNA polymerase II general transcription initiation factor activity; DNA binding. Gene Ontology annotation, biological process: DNA-templated transcription; transcription initiation at RNA polymerase II promoter. The coding region runs from base 1 to 3003 and encodes 1000 amino acids. Gene Ontology annotation, cellular component: transcription factor TFIID complex. The record is from RefSeq and is a predicted model, not a curated record.